AUGGCGUUUCUCGAGGACCCCCGCCUGCGCCAGCGAUGGAACCAAAUCGCCCACGACGCUGAGGCCGUCACUGAAAAUGCCGCCGCUGGCAUCUGGUCCUUCUCGCAUAAUUACAUCAACCCCUGCCUCGGCUCCGUCGCGAGCUCCAUUGAGCAGUGCACCAGCGUCUGCCUCGGCAACCCGGAGGAGCGCCGUCGCCGACGGCGGGAGCGCGAGCGCGGGGAGGCAGCCGAAUCCAACUUUGACUUCUACGAUGACUGGUACGAGGAGGAGGAGCAGGGCGGCAUCCUCGGCGGAUGGAGUACCGAGGAUUGGGACCGAUUGCUGGCCGGGACGGGAAGCCAGAGGAGGCCGCAUGGCAGGCAAGAGACGACGGAACAACCGCGGCGGAAGAGAGGCAUGAGUUAUGGGACGCGAAGUGGGAGGAGAAAGCCGAGCGGCGCCCAGGACCCGACCAUCAUCCCCAGCUCGCAACCUAUUGGGUUUCUCAGCAAAUUCCCAUGGAAACUGGGUGGUACGCUGCGGUAUAAGCCCAGUGCAGCGGAUCUUCAGGAACACCCGGGGAGACCAGGCGGCGCUGAAUCAGAGCCAUUGCUGGGCUCCGAUUCAUCAUCCGACUACGGCGAGAUUGUCGUCCCGCGAAAACGAAGCGGGACGACCGGGUCGGGCGAUACAUCAGACUCAUAUCGCUCCAGGGGCGACUUGUUCCCCAGUGAUGGCGAAGGGGAAGAGGAUGCGAUCCCUCUGGACGAUGAAAUUACAUAUGAUAUGGUUCGCAAAGAUGACCGGAAAGCCAGAAGGAAGAGCAAGGGAAAGCGGCCUGCUCUGGACGGCUCGCGGACCGUCUCGAGGAGUACAUUAGGUACGCUGGCUUCAUCUGCGUCACGAGAUUCGCUUCGGCUUGUACGGGCGUCCACUGGAUCACUGCCCCAUACUGCGGAAGUGGACCAUGUUCCAUCAUUAAAAGAUUUGGAAAUCGAAGAAGACGAACUACGCAAGGAGGAGGAGGAGAAGAUAAUCAAACAGAAAGAGGCUGCAACGGAGCUAGCCCUAGCUCGAGGCCUACACCAAUCGAGCCUCGAUGAACAAACAGAAGAAGAGAUGAAACCAGAGGUGACACCCGACGAGGUUGACGAAAUCGAAAUACCCCCUUCACCGCGAUCAGCUGAGAGUGCUGGAUUAUCCAAACAGCGUUCGACUAUAGAAGACGGGACAUCUGGAACAGACUUGAGACCUGAAACAGCAUCUCCAGUGGGGUCAACUGAAGACCCAAAGCAUCCUCCUACGAAAGAAUUUGUCCCGGCAAGAUUACCGUUUUUCUAA
Messenger RNA from Clonostachys rhizophaga, 1323 nucleotides. Lineage: Eukaryota; Fungi; Ascomycota; Sordariomycetes; Hypocreales; Bionectriaceae. The record is from the annotation of a GenBank genome assembly.